Molecule: messenger RNA, 1873 nt
Organism: Oncorhynchus masou masou (cherry salmon)
Lineage: Eukaryota; Metazoa; Chordata; Actinopteri; Salmoniformes; Salmonidae
Product: pre-mRNA-splicing factor CWC25 homolog
Exons: 9
Coding region: 215-1501 (428 amino acids)
Biological process (GO): mRNA splicing, via spliceosome
Cellular component (GO): U2-type spliceosomal complex
Source: RefSeq, a predicted model, not a curated record
GCCAAAGAAGAAGAAGAAGAACGCACUCUUAAACAACCGGACAAAUGAUCAAAAAGUCCGGAAGUACAAAGAAAACACAACACGCUAAUUUAGCAUGCAAAUGCAGACGUUAUUUAGAUAAUAACAUAGAGUUGUUUUGUCAGAUACAAUAACCACAUAGGAAGAGGACACGUUUAUUCAUAUCUUAUUACUCAAUUUGACGAUCUAAGUCAAGAUGGGAGGAGGUGACCUCAACUUGAAGAAGAGCUGGCAUCCCCAGACUAUGAAAAACAUAGAGCGGGUGUGGAAGGCUGAACAGAAGCACGAGGCUGAGGCGAAAAAGAUUGAGGAGCUUCAGAAGGAGCUGAGAGAGGAACGAGCUCGAGAAGAAAUUACCAGAUUCGCUCAGCAGACUGGGGCUCUAAAGAAAAAAGAUGACCGGUUGGACUGGAUGUACCAGGGGCCAGGUGGUCAGGUGUCCCGUGAUGAGUACCUGCUGGGCCGCCCCAUCGACAAGCAGAUCACCCAGCAGUUUGAGGAGCCAGAGAGCGGUCCAUCCGAACAAACCGGCCUGCUGCCUGGCUCAAUCUUCAACCCCUCCACCCCUGCAUCCAACCUCGACAUGGCCGCCAAGAUCAGAGAGGACCCUCUGUUUGAUAUCAAGAAACGGGAGGAGGAGAAGAAGAGGGAGGUCUUGACAAACCCAGUGAAAAUGAAGAAGAUCAAAGAAAUGCUGCGUCAGAAUCUUGAAAAGAAAGACAAGAAAAAGAAGAGGAAGAAGGACAAGAAGGAGAAAAGGGGGGAGAAAGAGAGGAGAAAGGAGAAGAAGCAUAAGAGAAGGAGCUUGAGCUCAAGCUCUGUGGACGAAGACGAAAUACACAGGCACCAUUCUAAAGAGGAAUCCAAAGAAACAACCCACUCACAUUCCCACCAUUGCAGUGUCCCCGCUGGCUAUGGACUACAGUUUCCAGCUGGGAGGCAUCAUCAGUCCUCAAAGCCCACCAACCACUUAAGGCACCGUUCUCAGGAGAGGAGCCGCUCUCGAUCGCCUCAAAGGACAGACUGGAAUGGCCAUCAUUCCUCUCACAGGACAGACAACCACUCCUCUCACAAAUCAGAGAACCACUCAUCCCACAGGACAGACCAGUUUAAAGUUCCACAGUUCCAGCGCCCCAAAGCCCCCCCCAGCCCACAGAAAGAUCGCUACCAAAGGCGUCAGAGCAGUACUACCAAAUGUCUCUCUGCUGAAGAGCUGGAGAAGAAGAGGAGGGAGAUGAUGGACUUUGCCAAACAGAGAGACGAAGAGCGCGAAAGCAACAUUAGAAGUUACAAACGACAGGAUGAACAGGAGAAGGAGCAGGAGAAAGAGAAAGGCGGCAAGCAUGAUCGCAACGCUGGCUUUAUCCAUAACAUGAAGCUGGAGAGUGCCUCCACCUCUUCCUUGGAGGAUCGAGUCAAGAGAAACAUCCACUCCAUACAGAGGACCCCCGCAUCCCUGGAGAAGAAUUUCAUGAGGAGAUGAGAACUAGAAGAAGCAGGAAUGGGUUGAUUGAGGAGAGAGUAAAAAUAUGCACCAGCUACCACACUGAAAUAUGUGGACCGGUUUGCCAGGACUGCCAACUAAUUAAUAAUUUAAUAAACAAAACAGACACUGCAGAGGCACCAUGCAUUUGUACUCGGGCCCUGUGAAACUGCCCCUAAGCCAUUGCCCUGACUAAAGCAAUGCAAAGGAUUUGACUUCCUCUCUAAUGGAAAAACUCACCCGUGCCAUUCACCAGCAACAGCAAGCCAUACUCACCUUUUAUAGAAUGAGCAAUGUUGGAUUUAUUUUAAGUGGGAAUUGUAUAGUGUGUUCUCUGUAAUGUUUAGGAUUAUAAAAACUUUUAUCAGACAA